Messenger RNA from Rhincodon typus (whale shark), 939 nucleotides. Its product is annotated as leucine-rich repeat-containing protein 38-like. Bases 1 to 939 code for a protein of 312 amino acids. Gene Ontology annotation, molecular function: transmembrane transporter binding; potassium channel activator activity; voltage-gated potassium channel activity. The transcript has 2 exons. Gene Ontology annotation, cellular component: voltage-gated potassium channel complex. Lineage: Eukaryota; Metazoa; Chordata; Chondrichthyes; Orectolobiformes; Rhincodontidae. The record is from RefSeq and is a predicted model, not a curated record.
AUGCAGAGUACAGUGCUGCCUGCACUCCCUCGGCAUGUGCCAGGCGCUGCUGGUGCUCUGUGCCACCCUGCCAUGCCUUCAUACCUUGCCCUGUGCCUGCUGCCCCUGCUCUUGCGGUGCUUGCCCUUGGUCAGGGGCUGCCCAGGAGACUGUGUUUGCCGGGAUAGCCACACCAUAGACUGCAGGGACCUGGGACUUUCUGAGCUGCCUACCGGUCCCUUCCCGCUGGUGAUCAGAAAGAUCCUCAUGAGCAACAACCGAAUCCGGGAGAUCCCCAAUGACUUCUUCAUGUACUACCGUGACCUGGUCUACCUGGACCUCAGCAACAACUCGCUGUCGUCUAUCGCCCAUGGGACCUUCAGCAGCACCAAUCUCAUCUACCUGGACCUCAGCUACAACAACUUCUCGCAGCUAGCGCCCGGAGCGUUCAGCUCAGCGCAGCGCCUCAUCAUGUUGCGCCUGGGGAACAACCCCCGCCUGGGGAAGGUGGAGGACGGAGCAUUCCUGAACCUCAACCUCCUGCAGGUGCUGGAGCUCAACGACAACGCGCUGGAGUCCCUGAGUGUGGCCACCCUCCGCUCCCUACCCUCCCUCCGCACCGUCCGCCUGGAUGGUAACCCCUGGCUCUGCAACUGCAACUUCGCCCAGCUCUUCCUCUGGCUCAGAGCGAACGCUGAAAUCCUCGCCACGGGCUUUGAUGCAAUCCAAUGCUCCUUGCCCAGGGAUAUGAGGAAGAUUACACUCAACGAGUUAUCAGACAGCAGCUUCACAGAGUGUGAGUUCUCCCUGACUCUGACAGACUACUUGAUUAUCUUUUUCUCUGGGGUUUGUGUCUCCAUCACUGCCAUUACAACGAGCUUCUUCUUGGCCAAUAUUGUUCAAUGCUUCCAGAGACUGGGACUAUUCAAGGAAAGUGAUGACGACGAAGAGAAUAAUUAA